This is a messenger RNA of Blumeria graminis f. sp. triticale, 771 nucleotides long. The record is from the annotation of a GenBank genome assembly. NCBI's taxonomy places the organism in Eukaryota, Fungi, Ascomycota, Leotiomycetes, Helotiales, Erysiphaceae.
AUGAUUGUCAAUUUGACGAAACAAGUGGCACAGUUAGCAAAGUUAAAGGACGUUGAGGUCGCUGUGGAGGAAGAAAAGACAUCGACAACUCCUACGUCACAGGUGGUUUUACCCCCAUUCCUUGCCAAGCCACCUCACUCUGAGCAUCACCCUGCUAACCCUCUCCGUUAUUCUGACGGUCAACUUAAUCUUCACAAGAUUCACCGCGUCUGCUAUGCUGACGACCGUGAGAAAGCUAUCCAUGGAAUUUGGUCAGCCGUGGUACUACCAUCUCAGAUAGACGAAAGAGCCGAACAUUCAGCCAAAAAUAAGGUCGUCAUCCCACAAGCACUUGGAAUACACAGAGCCGACGAGAAGAUAUUUGAAAAGCUUGAGGCCAUUCAGAUAAACCUUCAAACAGCUCUUGUUCCUUACCACCUUUGGGCGGCUCGAGUAUCUCUCGAACUCGAUGGAGAUUUCAAGCACGUAGCAAUUUGGGCUCAGGCUCAUUCACCAUCUUGGGUCCUUUUCGCCGAAGCAAUUAUUACUGUCCUUCGGUCUCACAAAAAACUAGAUGCUACAAUAACGUUAUUCUCUUCAAUGUUGCCAGGAAAGGAAGAGUCUUACAUCGGAUUUGCUUGGAGGCUUCGUCAAGCAUUCUAUCGAUUGCCACCAUUUCAGCAAGACACAUCUUCGAUCCGCAGCAUCCUCAUCAGCAAAAUUCAACAAUAUAUGUCUCGUGUCUGGUCUUCCAUGCAAGAUGUGCAUCACUCUUACACGGGGGUGAUAUGA